AUGCAACAAAGUCGACUUACCAAAGAAGAAUACCGCCAAGCUAAAGACCUUGAUGCCGCUCGUAAAGCCGGUACAGCACCUGCAGAGGUUGAUGAUGAAGGCAGAGAAAUCAAUCCUCAUACCCCGCAGUUCAUGUUGAAAGCACCAUGGUACGUCGAUAACGGCAAAGUAUCAUUAAAGCAUCAAAGAGCACCGCAGAAGCGUAAAGGGCCCAAGUUUACUGAAGAUGAUAACUUUUGGUAUGCCAGAGGAAAGAGAGCUGGACCUGCUGCAACAAAAUAUCGUAAAGGAGCUUGUGAAAAUUGUGGAGCUAUGACCCAUAAAACCAAAGACUGUGUAGAGCGACCACGUAAAAAGGGAGCAAAAUGGACAGGAGAGAACAUCAAAGCAGACGAAAUUAUUCAAGAAGUGGAUCUGGAUUGGGACGAAAAGCGUGAUCGAUGGAACGGUUAUGAUCCCAAGGAACACGACAAGGUUAUUGAAGAAUACAACCAAGUGGAAGAAGCUAGAAAGAAAGCCAAAGCCAGUGAAUUGGAUAAGCAAGGACCCACCACAACCUCUGAAGCGAAGAAAAUUGCAGGAUUAUCUGAUGACGAGGACGAGCAAGAUGAUGACAAGUAUGCCGAUGCAGCAGACAUGCCAGGUCAACAUGUCAAUCAAAAGACAAGAACUACUAUCCGCAACUUGAGAAUUCGUGAAGACACAGCCAAAUACUUGUUGAAUUUGGAUACGGACUCUGCGUUUUAUGAUCCCAAAACCCGUUCCAUGCGUGAAAAUCCCUUGGAGGGACAGCAGAAUGACGAUGGUAUAGACUUUUCAGGUGAUAACUUUGUCAGAUACACCGGCGAUGCACCACAGAUGGCCAAGGUACAAAUGUUUGCCUGGCAAGCGUCUGAUAGAGGCAAUGAAGUACAUUUGCAAGCAAAUCCUACGCAAGUGGCUAUUCUCCACAAAGAGUAUGAAUCAAAGAAGGAUCAAGUCAGAGAUACAACUCAAAAGAGCAUUUUGGAGAAAUAUGGUGGUGAAGAGUACCUGGAAGCACCUCCCAAAGAGCUGUUGUUGGCACAGAGCGAGAACUACGUGGAGUAUUCAAGAACGGGUAGAGUGAUCAAAGGUCAAGAAAGAGCCAAAGCCAGAUCGAAAUACGAAGAAGAUGUGUUUAUCAAUAAUCAUACAACGGUGUGGGGAUCUUAUUGGUCUGAGGGUCAGUGGGGAUACAAAUGCUGUCGUUCCUAUGUCAAGAAUUCCUAUUGUACAGGCCAAGCAGGCAUUGAGGCACAAAAGGCCUCCCAACUCAUCAAAUAA
Molecule: messenger RNA, 1305 nt
Organism: Mucor velutinosus
Lineage: Eukaryota; Fungi; Mucoromycota; Mucoromycetes; Mucorales; Mucoraceae
Exons: 3
Coding region: 1-1305 (434 amino acids)
Biological process (GO): mRNA splicing, via spliceosome
Cellular component (GO): spliceosomal complex
Molecular function (GO): pre-mRNA 3'-splice site binding
Source: RefSeq, a predicted model, not a curated record